UGUCAUUUCGGCCAACACGGCAUUCAAUGAGAACUUGUGAACUUUUAUUAGUGAAAAUUCAGUGAAAAUCAGGAAAAUGGAGUAUGACAAUGACAAAGUGUUGAAAUUGCUCUAUCCCGAAGGUGUUCCAGGGAACCUCCAGGAAAAUGUCGAGUUGAUGGGUUACUUGGGAAAGCUGGGAUCCUACAAGGCUGACCAGCUACGAAAGGAAGAGAAUCGCCUGGUUGAGGAGAACAAAACUGUUGUGGAGCAAACUCAGGAUCUGGCCAUCAGCAACUACAAAACAUUUAUUCUCACCUCUGAGUGUUCGCGCGAGAUCUUCCGGGAGUUCAAAGAGACGGAACAGAAGUUGGAUGACUUGAUAGAGAGGCUGCCGAAGUUCUUCACGGUGUGUGAGGAGUUUAUCAAGAAGUCUGGGGACAUCAACACAGCAAGGCAGCUGAAUAGUGUUACUAUGAAGAGACACUCUGAUCUUAUUGAUAUUCUGGAGUUGCCUCAGCUCAUGGAUACGUGCAUUCGUGCUGGGAAGUACGAGGAGGCUCUGGAAUUGGCUUCCUAUGUCCAGAGAAUGGGAGUGAAACACGGCAAUAUCCCUAUUAUAAAGUCAAUUGUGACGGCGAUUGAGGAUUCCUGGCAUACAAUGCUGGGACAGUUGUUGGCACAGCUCAGGACAGAUUUGCAGUUGCCGAAGUGCCUCCAGGUUAUUGGCUAUCUUCGUCGAAUGCAGGCAUUCUCAACGGCAGAACUAAAGCUGAAGUUCCUGCAGACUCGUGAUAGUUGGUUCACGGGGAUUUUGUCUGGAAUUCCACGUGGUGAUCCUCAGCAGCAUUUGACAAAGACAAUUGAGCUCACCCGAAUUCACCUGUUCAACAUCAUCACGCAAUAUCGGGCGAUUUUCACAGAGGACGACACACUCUAUAAUGGAAGCGACAGUCGCGACAGCAGUAAAAUUUUCCACGGAUGGCUUCAUGAGAAGAUCGAGAUGUUUCUCAGGACAUUGGAGGAUGAUUUGUCGCGUGGAGUGAACUCUGUGGACACUGUUUUGGGUCAGUGCAUGUACUUUGGACUCUCCUUCAGUCGAGUUGGUGCCGACUUUCGUGGUCUGAUGGCGCCUAUUUUUGUCCGAGCCAUUGGUCAGCACUUCCAGAACACUGCCAAUGCUGUGACACACCAGUUUGAGCAGGACAUUGAGAGCUACACGUUGAUAAACAAGAUAUCGACGGGCCUCAAUCGCGGCAAGAACGCUUCCGCGGACAAUUUAUCGCCUCCGGAUUCGUUGCUGGACUUUCAUCCGCUGGCGUCGUAUUGUAACGGAUUGUUGGGCGCUUUCAAUGAACUGAGGCUGUGCGCUCCACUCGGAGUGGCGGAUAGUGUAGUGAAGGCCAUCCAGGCUUCGAUGGAGCGUGUCUCGAAGGCUAUCUUCGCAUUCUAUCGCCAGGAGCAACAGGCGUUUUCUCAAACUGAACGGGAUAACUUCAUCAGGCUGUGCUCCUGCUUUGCGUACGACCUCAUUCCAUACAUACAGAGAUGCAUUCACUGCCUCUUCCCGCCCCACACAAUCGCUCAACUUCUGGGCGUGAAUGUCCAGGCCUUGCAGAAGGGCUCUCUCACCUUCCUCAAUGCCACCGAUGUGCUGAAGGCACUGCAGCAUCUCUUGCCCGACCGAGUGGAUGCAAUCAUGAUGCAAUCCGGAGUGGAGAAUGUUGCUGUGAAUUAGUCAAUGGCAUCGAUAUUGGAAAGAGAUUAAUUUUCACGGUCGGACAACUCCAGAAAGUGGGUAAGUGUCUUCGGCAUGAGAGAUAGGAACGGCGGGUGGACAGUAACUAAUAAUCCCGAGACUGGACUAAAAAUGAAAGUCAUAAAUUAACGCCGGAGUCAUUAUCAUUUAUUCCUCAAAUGGCUGAAA
Messenger RNA from Phlebotomus argentipes, 1906 nucleotides. It is a transcript of the gene Cog8, whose product is annotated as conserved oligomeric Golgi complex subunit 8. Gene Ontology annotation, cellular component: COG complex. The record is from RefSeq and is a predicted model, not a curated record. NCBI's taxonomy places the organism in Eukaryota, Metazoa, Arthropoda, Insecta, Diptera, Psychodidae. The coding region runs from base 77 to 1717 and encodes 546 amino acids. Gene Ontology annotation, biological process: intra-Golgi vesicle-mediated transport. The transcript is spliced from 3 exons.